AUGUUAUCAUUCAGAUUUAGUUCAACAAAAUUCAUUAAGUCUACAAUCAAAUCGCAUUCAAUAAUACAAAAACAUACACAUUCUAUCUUGUCAAAAAGAUUUCAAUCUACAGUUACCAAUAGUGAAGCAACAGAUUCCUUAAGAAACAAGGGUGUUGAUCAUAAUAACGGAAAUAGUAGUAAUAAUUUAGACAAGGAUGAUCGCGAUUUGUCAAUUCUACGUAUGAGGGAGUUUAACGAACAGGUUAUUAGAAAGUAUAAAGAAUUACAGCAAACACCUAUUGAAGAAUUAGGUAAUCUAGAUGAUAUCUUAAAUGCCCCCUUAACAGAGAAGGAAAAAUUAUUAGAUCAAGAAUUAUAUGAUUUUUUCAAAAAAUAUGCCGUUGAAAACAAGAUUUUGAAAAUUGAUGAACCAUCUUUAAACGUUGGUAGUAAUACAAGUGAUAGUAAUGGUGCCAAAGCCAUUUCUUCAAGUGUUAAAGAUCUUCCGUUUUUGGUCCCCACUCCGAAUGACAAGCCAUAUUCUUUUCAAGAGCUAUAUUUACGCCAAAUGAAACAUAUUGGAGGGUCCGGUAAAUUAGGUGCCAAAAUUAAAGACGUUUAUUUUUCAAAUGCCGAUAUUUACAAUCCACCAUCUAUCCAAGAUGUUACUAUUGAAAAGUUGAUAGCUGCAGGUGUUCAUUUAGGCCAGUCUACUUCCCUAUGGAGAUCAUCUACUCAAUCUUUUAUCUACGGUGAAUAUAAAGGUGUGCAUAUUAUUGACUUAAACCAGACGUUGUCUUCUUUGAAAAGAGCUUGCAGAGUUGUUGAAGGUAUUGUUGAAAGAGGUGGUAUCAUAUUAUUUUUAGGUACUAGGAAGGGUCAGAAAAAAGCUUUAAAGCAUGCAGCUGAAAUGACACAUGGUUAUUAUGUCUCUGAUAGAUGGAUUCCAGGGACAUUAACCAAUCCAACUGAAAUUUCUGGAGUCUGGGAAAGGCAUAAGGUUGAUAUGUUUGAUAGACCAACUGGGGAAACUUUGUCUCCUGAAGACAUUGAUAGUUUGGUUAAACCAGAUCUAUUAAUUGUUUUGAAUCCAACUGAAAACAAAAAUGCCUUAAGAGAGGCUAUGAAAACUAGAAUUCCUACCAUUGGUAUUAUUGAUACUGAUUCCGAACCUUCUAUGGUUUCCUAUUCUAUCCCAGGCAAUGAUGAUUCUUUGCGUUCUGUUAAUUUGAUUACUAGCGUUUUGGCCAAAGCUGGUGAAAUGGGGUUAAAAAGACGUUUAGCCAGAAGAGAAGAUUAG
Saccharomycodes ludwigii is the source of this 1281-nucleotide messenger RNA. It is a transcript of the gene MRP4, whose product is annotated as mitochondrial 37S ribosomal protein uS2m. Gene Ontology annotation, cellular component: mitochondrial small ribosomal subunit; ribosome. Gene Ontology annotation, molecular function: structural constituent of ribosome. The coding region runs from base 1 to 1281 and encodes 426 amino acids. Gene Ontology annotation, biological process: translation. The transcript has a single exon. Lineage: Eukaryota; Fungi; Ascomycota; Saccharomycetes; Saccharomycodales; Saccharomycodaceae. The record is from RefSeq and is a predicted model, not a curated record.